Plasmopara halstedii is the source of this 6687-nucleotide messenger RNA. RefSeq names its product Nuclear receptor coregulator SMRT/SMRTER, contains Myb-like domains. The record is from RefSeq and is a predicted model, not a curated record. Bases 1 to 6687 code for a protein of 2228 amino acids. The transcript has 3 exons. Lineage: Eukaryota; Oomycota; Peronosporomycetes; Peronosporales; Peronosporaceae. Gene Ontology annotation, biological process: regulation of transcription by RNA polymerase II.
AUGCCCCAUCGCCGAUCCAUGAGUCGAGACAGAGGAAGCAGUGAAGGAAGAGCAUCAACUGCCAGCAGCUAUCGGAGCUGGCGGGAAAGAAGUCAACCAGAUAUUGACCCAGGAUACCAUGCACGAUCAAGCAAACAAGACUUAAAUAGCAGGUCUAUGUCACUCUUACGCACCUCGAGUUUUGCGGCUGACAAUCACCAAGAUAGGGAGCCGUCAAUGAGUGCAGAGGAAGGAGAAGAAAAGCCUGAGCAAAGACAAAAAAAUAUAUGUAAGAAAGCGGCUGAAUCGAUUACGCCAAGUGAAACGGGUAGCCUCGACCGGGACUUGAUGAGUAGAACUGAGGCAAGGCGACCGAAUUUAUUAGAAGCUUCGGCGUUACCGCCUCGUCCAUAUACUAGUCGCCACACAUCAGUACGGUUUGAAAUGAAGUCAUUACGAAUGGAGGAAAGUCGUGAUCUUGUCAACUGUGAGGGCGUUGACGAGAGUUCAAUUACGAUAAAGGAUAAUGUGGAUACCCAGAAGCUCGCGCAUUCACGAAUCAACUCCAAUAAGGGAGUUGAAUGCAAAAGAAGCCGAGAAGAGGAACUGAAUAGAAGGACUUCUUGUGCAGUCAUAAAUGAUCCUACAAAGAGAGAGGUUAUUCCAUUGCUAGCGGAUAAAUGUUCGGUCACUACUGAAGCACUUGCUCAUAAUUCCGAAGUUUGCGGCUUUGACAAAACCGCAGCUACAUCGGCAGUGCAUGCUGAUAUGGAAGGGAUCAAAGUUAAAAAGACAGAAGAUAUCGAACUCAAGGACGACGCGAAAUCUAACACUGAAAGUGAUGCUACAUCCCCUUCAAUAAUGAUGAGUACUGUCGAAAUUGGUGACUCGAAAGAUAAUCGACCGAAAGCGCAUGUUUUGUCUGUUAAGACGCAGGGCAUUGAUGACGUUGAAACGGUUGUGCUUGAAGAAAAUUCAUUGUCUGUCACCAAACAGGAAUCUUGUUCAUCUGAUAUAAAUUUUAACGUUUGCAAUAAGCCAAACAAUCUUUCGAUCCGAGAAGAGUUGGACUUGCCUUUUAUUGCGGACGAAAAUACGUCACAAAUGAAAAAGUGGCCUCAACUUGCUCGCAAGAUUACGGAUGACAAGGACGGGAUUGAUCAGAUUGAAAGUGCCACUCAAAGUGAUGCUGCUGCUGUAAGUCCCGCAUCUAAUUGCUUGCGCAAAGCAAACGAUUUGAUCCAAAGAGAAAGGGAUGAUAUGUUGGCGGCGAAUGUAAAAAUGGUUGCUAUCGAAAGGGGUCACGAUGAUUCAAGUAGAACUACAAACACAGCCGAUCUUAUCUCCAAACAAACUAGUAAUGUUGUGUGCAUCGACGGUGAGAACGAAGAAGUUGAGGAGGGCGAGAUGGUUACAGGAAGUAUCACAGCAAACACCGAGGGAACAAUGCAUGGCUUCAUUUGUAAGAAAGAAGAAGGUCAGACGGACGAUAAUUUUCAUGCUUCAUUCGAUGAUGUGCAGGAAAGAAAUCGUCCACAAGAUACUCGAGGUGUCAACUUUUCUCAAACUGUUUAUAUGCGGUCAAAACUCAAGCGGAGUAGAACUGAUCCAUUGUCAAUCGUGUCCGACGGCUUCAGUAAACCUCGAUCGACUUCUUUUUCGUCGAUCAAAUCGUCAAACGUUGACCGAUUCGGAGAAAGUAAGGACACUAUCCAAACAGAGCCAAAAUAUACCCCGAAUAAAUUGCAUGGACAAAGUCAAAAAUUCUCGCCUAAGCAGCAAGGCGAGCUAUCACUUCCUGUUUCCAAAACUUCGCUGAGUUUAAGUGAACAUUCAGAAAGCGAUCAGCUUUUGUCGUUAAAAUCUCAGCACGGUGUGGAUGCCUCAGGAUAUGCUUGUGAAAGUAAAUCGUCCCGCACAAUUGUAUCAACGUCUUUUCGUACACACAUAUUGGAGUCUGACAAAUACAGCGCAAUUGGCCGGCAAAGAUUAUGUAAGGAUAAGACCAUAAGUGAUAACUGCUUGACAAAAAAGCUGAUCGACACGAGUGCCCAACCAUCAAUACAGUUAACUGAACGGGCAGAAGCUUCGAGAGAUAUAAUCACAAACGGUUUUAACUGUCUAGAUUGUGGAGCACGUAAAUCGCAACUGCAGGAAGAGCCACCAGCUCUCCCAAAUAUACCUCUUCCAAGCGCUAAAAUUGAUAAGAAUACAUCAUCCGAUGCCCGUGGAGAUGCAAUUUUGACGAAGCGACAUCGUCCACGUUUGGGGUGGGGACAAGGGCUUAUUGUUCAGAAUUCACCGACUCAGUCCGCAAAGCGACCACGUAUUGGAUGGGGGCAGGGUCUGAUGCAGCAAAAAGACGAUGUAUGGAAUGAGAGUGACAAAACAUCAGUCGCGGCUUUAAAAAGACCUGACGAUUCAAAUGCCAUCACGGUUGAAGAUGAAUCUAUUGUGGGGGCUUCCGUAUGUUUGGCUGUCAGAGGAGAAGGUGCUACAGCUAUGUCUGACGUUGAUUCGUCAAGCGUGGGAUGUGAGUCUCAGAUUGGAUUGAUGUUAAAAUUGAGAGAUGAGAAGCACUUCGAGGAAUCCACCGCUAAACAAUUUAUGACUGAGGUUUUUAAAAAGGCUGACAAACAGAAGACGCAAGAUGUCUGUGAUGUACAAGAAGUCAUAACAUCAACUAAGCCAUCAAAAGAAGAGAUUCUCUCUUCAAUUGACGUUCUCGAUUCCGAUAUCACUAAUGUCAAAAAGCAGCUCAAGGCUCUACAAAGAAUCAUUGCCGUUGCGAAUAUUGAGCAGAAAUUGUCUAUAGAACCUGACUCGGAUAUUAUUUUAGAAAGUCUUGACUCUUCGACCCCAAAUUCUGGCCUAAAUAGCGUAUCAACUAGUUUAAAGUCGAAGAUCAGCUCACCAGAAUCUAUAGCACCUUUUCAAACGAAGGAGUCUUUGGUGAAGGCAGCAGUGGAUUCGGAAUUCGUUGAAAUGCUUGCUGGCAUCUUUUCGGAUAACUUAGUCAAAAUUACUGCAGCUAAUGGGCAACUUCCUAAGCGAAUUGAGGACGGUCAUCUUGCGACCAAGAUUUACCAUCAACCAAGCGACUAUGCAUUUUACCAAAAUAAUCUUAACCGCGGAUCUGCCCUUGCUAACCAAGUUAGAUUGAAGGUGCGAAUGCGAAAUCGUGCUCGUCAUGUUUUUUUUAAGAAACUUGCGCGAGAUUACGUGGAUCUUAAAAAGUCAUGGAAAUUAGGAGUGAAAAAAAUGGAGAAAGAUCGUAAACGGCUAGACAAGUACCGUCACAAGCAGCUACAAAAGCAAAAGCUAAACAGUGCAAGUGAUUGUGGACCAAUUCGAACGACAAAUACUAGUCACCAGAGUCCUCAUGUCCAGCAGUUGGUAGCAGCUGAAAAGGCCGCCGAAGCUGCUUGUGAAAGUACAACGGUGCGAACUUCGUCUCGACUGACGAAUAAUUCUAGCGCUGACUUGGAGAACAACGAUUUGGAAAAAGUCGAACAUGCAAAAGCCCAGGCUAUCCUUGACCAAGAGGUGCGAAAAAAGCGAUUAAAAAAUGCCUUAUCGACCAUCAUACCAGAUAUGCUCAUUAGUUCGUUAGAACGACACCAGAGGUAUUUUUAUCGCUCCGUCAAUGGGCAAAGUUGCAUGGCCGAUGGAUUAGUGGUGGAUUGGAAAUUAAAAGAAAAGGCAGAGAUGAAAAUCAAUCCGUGGAACGAUCUCGAAAAAUGUAUAUACGUGGAUAAGUUUUUGCAGUACCCAAAGAACUUUUCGCGCAUUUCGUCCUACCUGAGCAACAAAACGACGGGCGAUGUGAUAGCCUUUUAUUACCGUACUAAAAGGGUAGCUGACUAUAAAGCGCUAUUGCGAGAGCAGCAAUUACGGCGCCGAGGUGCCGGAUCAAAAAAUACUUGGAGCUGUUGGAAUCUGUCAGCUUGUGCAGCGAUUCGCCUUGGCGUGCAAUUUCCAGAGGUUGUUGCGAAAUUGUUGUUACAUCCUUCGAACUUUAGGUCUCAUCAAGCUUCCGAUAAUAUCCUUAAUUCGUUUGGUGCUCAGCGCGUAUUGCGCGGCCUGGAUACAAAAUCAGUGGCUGGUCGCAGCAUUAAAAGAACUAUAGGCAUUGCUGAAGGGAAGUCUGCUAUUGAUUUGGUGUCUGGGCCAGACCACACUUCAUGCAUUCGCCAGCUAGCGUCAGAAUUGGGAUUGCAACUUGAAGACUCCACCAGCUCUGGAGAUUUCGAUUCUUUGGAUGAGACCAAGUUCAAUCUGUAUACGCAGCAACUCAAACAAUUCGUUGCCGGACAACAGCGACCAUUUUUAGUUGACUAUGCAUCAUUGCUUUCUGAUAAUUCGUACAGCACAGGAUAUGAAGUUUUGACCAUUUCAACAGAAGAACGCUUAAAAAAAUAUCCGGAUUCAAGCACCGAGGUUGAGACUGCCAUCGAUGUAGUCAAGGACAGUAAUUCUGAUGGGCAGUUAGUAGAUUCUACAAAAGGGAAGCAGUGGAGUCAGGCUGUAGGGCUUGGCGCAUACUUAGAAAAGGGUGGAAUUAACAUGACGAAGAAAGAACCAAAACAGCAACGAAAGCCUAAGAAAUUGCAGGAAGGGGCGGCGGAAUUGGCUGGCGCAAUAAUUCCCAUGUCAGGGCAAGAUUCUAUCCAAUUGAGUGGAAAUGUAGGCGGAGAGAAAAGUUUGGGCCACAAUAGGAAAAAAGGGAACUCGGGCACGUCUACCCCGAAUAUUUCGGCAAGCAAUCGCAGCAGUCCUCGUAUAUCCAUUCCAGGCGACUUGCAAGCUGGAAAGAAAUUAAAUCGAGGUGGAGGUGGAACGCCAGUUUCACGUCGGAAUAAUCAUCAGGCUCCAUUGAUUGCCUCCCACGCACCACCUAAUGCACUACUAAAUUCAGCAGGAAUGUCAAUGUCUGUGUCGACAACCGCACCUGGCACAGGGCCAGUACCGAAAAGCGUAUGUGGAAAAAUGACGCCUCAAGUUAGCGCAAAGGCCAUCUCACCAUCGGCAACUGUUGAAGCGAGUAGCGGUAGCUUAAAUGCUGCACCUCCUGCAAAACGUGUGGUGCAAAAGUGGACAGAAGGAGAAAAAGCGGGCUUUUUGACGUAUUUUUCGCAAUUCGGAAAAGACUGGUCAACACUUACAGAGAAGAUCCCAACAAAGACUGCUGCGCAGAUAAAAAACUACUAUCAAAACUACAAAAAUCGACUGAAUCUUCAAGAUAUUUUGAAGCGUCGAAUCGAGUGUGCGGCAGCCAGUGGAGGUAGUACGAGUGGUACGGCAAUAGCUGACAUGGCAAGUGGAAAUGGUUCUGUUUCGCCUCGAUCUGCUGCCGCUGGGCUGAUGAGCGGUUCGCUGAGGCAAAUGGGUCAGUCGGUUGAUUUUCAUGUAAAUAUUUCAACUGGAAUGACAAAUAAAUCAGUGGCAAUCAAUUCAACUGAUCCAAUCAUGUCAUAUCAAGUUGCUCUUACAGCAGCUCAGCCUGGACUUCACGGUGUGAGCAUGCUACCAGAAAUUCCGGUAAAUCAGUACGGGGUGCGGCCUCACCAAGACCAGCAGCAGUCGCAUGAAAUAAUGCAUUCGGUAAGUAAUUCGGAACGUUAUCUGAAGUUACUGAACAUGCAACAUCAACUGCAGCUCAUGCAGCUUCAACAGCAACAAAAGUCUCAAGGAGUGCCCACAGAAGUAACGAAUAACUCUUCGUAUCACGAAAGUCAAAUGAAUACUGCUCAGCAACUGUACCAUUUCUCACGUCUGCAACAGCAGCCACAAGUGCCUUCGCAAUAUGUGUCAGUGCAAGCGCUUCAACAGAUGGGACUCCAAAGUCACACACAAACUUGUGAGCACAGUCAGAUAAUGCAGCUGUCGAAUCAGCAUCAACAGCAAGCGAGAGCUUCGUACGGAGAGGUGAGAAACUCCAACAAUAUUUAUCAAACAAUGCCGAAUCAACAAGUAAUGGGCAAUGCAGCGAAGAUGUCCCCAAUGCACGCUCAGCAGUAUGACAGCCAAUUAGAUUUUAGUAGCAAUGAUGGAACAGAUGGAGGUGCGGUUGUAGCAAAGAGUAAUGUCGGAAUCGAUUCAAACCAGAUGGGAUGUCAUGACAUGGCUCAGCACUCGAUAAUAAAUACGACCAUGACGAACAAUGCUACGAGUGACAAAGGCAAUUUGACUCCGCAGGGUAUUACAACCAAAAAUCCGCAUCAGCCCCCACUCGCUCCCUCACGUUUAGUUUCGAUGGACGCAACUAAACAAGGAGAUGCAAUUUCUCGUUUGAGUACGUGGAGCUCGACAUCGGAUACUAUUAUAUCAGAAGACGUUUCAUCAAACAAUGCAACUCAAACAGCAAUCGAAAAUGGGCGAAAAGGCUGUGCUGCGCUCGUACCACCUGCACCGCCUCUGAUUCAACCCAUGCGCAGUCGCAUGUCAUUUUCAUCCAUUUUGAACGAGUCAGAGUCACCACGGGAUGACUUAACACCUAGAGGCCAAGGCUCGAUGGUUGUUUGCCAGCAAGAAUCACCACACCAGCCGCCUAUGCAGCAGCAAAUGCAACAGCAGAUGCAACAACAUAUGCAACAGCAAAUGCACAAGCAAAUACAGCAACAGCGACAACUUCGCGUCGAUCAUGCGCUCCUAGUCCGACUGCCCAUCUACUGCCUAGGGGAUCUUCUGCUCCGCAUGGCCGCAUAG